Molecule: messenger RNA, 6005 nt
Organism: Artibeus jamaicensis (Jamaican fruit-eating bat)
Lineage: Eukaryota; Metazoa; Chordata; Mammalia; Chiroptera; Phyllostomidae
Gene: MPHOSPH9
Product: M-phase phosphoprotein 9
Exons: 24
Coding region: 288-3734 (1148 amino acids)
Cellular component (GO): centriole
Source: RefSeq, a predicted model, not a curated record
CCGCGGUCUGGUCGUCUCCGCCCCCUUCCGAACAGCCAAUCGUAGGCAAGGCGCCGGGCGCGCGCACGCUCCCCUAAGUUUAACGGUCGCGAGAGGCCGCUCGCCCGACCCUGAAUUGAAACAGCGGCCAGACUCUUGGGAGCUUAGGACAUUACCCAGUUCUGAAUGUUGGCAACUGAAAAUGCUUGUAGACGACGAAGCCUCUGAAGAUGACGCGGAUUCAGUUUCUUCAACGGGUGAAAGAAGCUACAGUUUCAAAUAAGAGAGCGUAACAGUUUCUGUACGCUAUGGAAGAUUUUGACUCAGUGAAACCCUUACAAAAAACUUCAUCUUCUGUAGAAUUUGAUAUAAAAAAUUCUCCCUCCUCUCUUGGACUGAACUUAAAUACUAAUAGAAGUAGUCCCCACCUUAGUACAAAUGGGGUGUCCUCUUUCUCAGGGAAGACCGGACCGUCUGCAACACAGGGGAGCGCCACAGCCCUGACCUCUUUCAUGCCGGAGCUCCGGGACAGUGGGGAGACCGCCUCGAGUCCGUGGAGAAGCUGCGAGGCCAGGUGGUUACAACUCUUUGGUUUGGUGGAAAAACAGUGCCAAGAACAGAUAGCUGCCCAGCAGGAGCAGUUCCAGAGCCAAGUUCAACGGAUACGGGAGGAGAUAAGAAAUUUAGUCGAGUUACAGAGCAGUAGUGCUUCACGGGCUUCCUGUGACGGAAGGUCUUUAAAUCAACAGACACCUUCAGAGCGGCAAAUGGGCUUUUUUUCUGAAAACAGUGACAGAAAUGAAUCUGUUCUCAGUUACCCGAAGUCGGAAGAACCUGAGAUGCAGCAAGAAACACCUGCGUCGCACCCGGACUGCAGUGUGGACAGCAGCUCGGUGAGCAGUGGCUAUGGGACCUGUUGUGUCUCGGAGUUAAACGCCCGCAGAUCGAAGGGCCCCCCAGAGUUCAUGGAGCCUGGGGCGGCCUCUGCCGGGCAGGGCGGAGCACCCGCCGUGCGGGCCUCGUCCCCCGUGGACGGUGCAGGAAACCAGCGUUUCUACAUACAUGCUCCCCAAGAGUUUGGUGCCUCCUUAAAGGAAGAUAUUUCCAUUUUUCCUGGUGAAUUUGAACCCAGUUUCCUUGGCGAGAGUAAGAUUUCAGAAGUCUACUGCGGAAAAACAAACAGCAGCAAAGCUGUAACAUCAUGGGCACAGAAGCUGAAGCGGAGCCACCUGAAGGGGGCACGUGCGGAAGAGGGAUGUCCCAAGUCCUCGCCAGACAGUGGGCCGACCCAGACAGCGCCCGUGGAGAAGCUGGAGCUCACUGCCGCCACACAGCCCUGUGCGUUUUACCUCCGGGAGCCAGACGGAGGCCCGGGCUCUUGGAUGUCGGAUGCAGAAACAGGCCUGACGCACUGGGAGCUGCAGAAGACAGACCUGCCCCACUGUGCGCCCGCGGCUGCCGACCCACCUGCAGCCCCACCCUCCUCCGGAGUGUCAGCGAGCCAGUUUAACGCUAGUAAUGAGAUGAAGCUACCGUCACUGAAGGACAUUUAUCAUAGAAAGCAAAGGGAAGACAAGCAGUUACCGGAGAGGGAUCUCACCUCUGCUUCCAACCCCAACCGACCGCCCGAGGUCCUGACUCUAGAUCCAACAUUACACCUGAGGCCACGCCAGCAGGUCUCAGGGAUUCAGCCUCCGGGCUUUCUGAAUGCUCUCGAUGACAGACUGUCCUUCUCGCCAGACUCUGUCCUGGAACCCAUGUCUGGUCACUCGGACAUAGACUCCUUUUCACAAGCAAGUAAUGUCCCUUCUCAGCUGUCUGGCUUCCCGAGACACCCUUCCCAUGCCACAGCUUCACCGGUGGACUCGUGGAAGAACCACACAUUCCCACAUGAAAGCAGGGCCAGCUCCACGCUUCCCUCAGUUUAUACUGUGGCUAGUAAUGACACCUCAGUCAACACCGUAGAAGAAGACAACACUGUCAUGGUAACUGCAGCCUCAGUCAGUCAGUCCCAGCUUCCAGGUACAGCCAACAGUGUCCCAGAAUGCAUUUCAUUGACUUCCCUGGAAGAUCCUGUGAUAUUGUCUAACAUUAGGCAGAACCUGAAGGAAAAGCAUGCCCGACACGUAGCAGAUCUUCGAGCUUAUUAUGAAUCAGAAAUACACAGCUUGAAACAGAAAUUGGAGGCAAAAGAAAUUUCUGCAGCUGAAGACUGGAGGAAAACGAAUCAAAUUCUCAUAGACAGGUGCAGUCAGUUAGAUGGUGCCCUGAAUGAAGCCACGAGUCGAGUGAGGACACUUGAAAGCACGAAUAACUUACUGGAAAGAGAAGUGAGUGAUUUCAGAGAGCGCCUCAGUGCUGCCAGCAGCACCUCCAAAAUUCUGCAGGAGCGGAUCGAGGAAAUGCGGACGAGCAAUAAGGAGAAGGACAGCACCAUCGGCCGACUGAAAGCUAGGCUGCAGGACCUGGAAGAAGCCUUUGAGAAUGCUUACAAACUCUCUGACGACAAAGACGCCAGGCUGAAACGGGAAAACAAAAUGUUUCGAGACCUGUUAGGAGAGUAUGAGUCCCUCGGAAAAGAACACGCCAGAGUGAAGGAUACGUUAAAUGUAACAGAGAAUAAAUUGCUUGAUGCACAGACUCAGAUUUCUGAUCUGAAAAGGACGAUUUCAAAGCUUGAAGCCCAGGUGAAGCAAUUCGAGCAUGAAAACACACUACGUCUCCGUCACCCCAGAGCCCCCGGCAGGCCCUCACGUGCCAACACACUGGCCACCUCAGAUGUCAGCAGGCGGAAGUGGCUGAUUCCAGGGGCGGAGUAUUCCAUCUUCACGGGCCAGCCCCUGGACGUCCAGGACAGGACAGCAGCCAGCCAGUGGGAGGACGUCUGUGCUCUUGGGUGCCACUCGCCUCCGGAAAAGGGUCCUUCACCCGGAAGUUCGUCGGCAAACUUACUUUUAAAAAAGCAAAGGGAGACCACAGACACACCGAUCAUGAGAGCUUUGAAAGAACUCAGUGAAGAAAAAGUAUUUAAAAACUGGGGCACGCAGACAGAGAGAGAGGACACUUCCCACAAAUUAGUGAAUCCUCAGCAAACCGAAGUGUCUGUUGGUACCAGUCGGUCCCCAGAGAAGUGUGCCCAACAAAGGCCAAAGCGAGCCGCUUCCACCGCUCAGAGGUCGUCGUCACUGCCGCCAUCAACUCGAAAGUCAAGUGCUCCAACCAAACGGGAGAUCAUGCUGGCACCAGUGACCGUGGCCUACAGUCCCAAGCGGUCCCCUAAAGAAAACCUGUCCCCGGGGUUUAGCCAUCUCCUCAGCAAAGCUGAGAGCAGUCCGAUUCGAUUUGAUGUACUUUUGGAUGAUUUAGAUUCUGUUCCUGCAUCCGCACCGCCGCGCAGCGCCUCGAGAAGACAGCUCCGGUUUCUCCCUCUAGCUGACGUGGAAGAAAAAGAACAUUCAGAAAAAGCCGGCGACACCCUUGCUCACCGUGACUGCUCCCCGGAGCCGGUGCCGGACGCUGCGCAGGCCGCCGCAGGGAGGGCAGCCUGCGGGAAGGGCGAGCCCAGCAGCUGCGUGGCGCACGCCCCGGACUUCGAGUACACUGCAAAAAUCAGGACCCUGGCGGAAACGGAGCGGUUUUUUGAUGAACUUACAAAAGAAAAAGACCAGAUCGAGGCGGCCCUGAGUCGCAUGCCUUCCGCUGGAGGACGAGUCACUUUGCAGACGAGGUUAAACCAGGACGAUCAUAAACUUUAAAAUAAGACUUGCAGGGCCCUUGUUGGUGUUCAUGUGCAUCCGCUACAGCUCGUUCAGUCCCGGAAGGAGGCAGAAAGCUGGCGGCGAAAAGGGGCCGAGGACGCUUACCCAUGAUUCAUAAGUGAGACCGUUUAGCUGGGCAAAAAAAAUGAAACAUACGCAGCCUCAGCAGUGAGUGCAAGAACAAUGCACAUUUAAACAAAAGCAUCAACGGUGGCAGGCGAGCUUUUACCAGCAGCACCUGGAUGGGGGAGGCACGUCCCCGCGCCCUGCAGGUGGACGCUGCACGCGGCCGGGGCUCUGGGGCGCAGCCCGACAGCCCUGCACGUGCUGAGAAUCCACAGACGCCUGCACGGAGCCGUGCUCAGGACUGCCCACUGCAGCCUCGUCUGUGACACAGGAAACCAGAAGCCCCCGAGUCUCUACGCAAGUUUCGUGGCUAAAAAUGGCACCUCUGAUGGACUGUUGCACUUAAUUGAAAACAAUGCUAUAGGAAGAUACUUUUUUUUUCUUAAGAUUUUAUUUACGUAUUUUAAGAGAGAGGGGGCAGGGAGGGAGAAGGAAAGGGAGAGAAGCAUCAUUGGGUUGCUUCUCACACGCCUCCAACCGGGGACCUGGCCUGAGACCCAGGCCUGUGCCCCGACCAGCGGUCAGGGAGCGAACCCGUGAGCUUUCUGUCUACAGGACAGUGCCCGGCCCACUGAGCCGCAUCAGCCAGGGCAAGUAUUUCAUAGCCAGAGUUCAGUUGAAAACUGUUUUGAAGUAGAGAGUUAGAUUCUGUUUUGAUUUUUCUUCUUAAAAAUGGUAAGCAUAUCUGCAGGAAAAAAGGAAAGAAGAGCAGUAGCUACUUUUUGAUCAUUUUUCUGCUAAAUUCUCUAAGGAACAUGUAGCCCUUUUAAAAAUAUAUAUAUAUAUAUUUUAUUUAUUUAUUUUUAGAGAGAGGGGAAGGGAAGGAGAAAGAGUGGGAGAGAAACAUCAACGUAUGGCUGCCUCUCAUGUGUCCCCUGCUGGGGACCUGGCCUGCAACCCAGGCCUGUGCCCUGACUGGGAAUCAAACCGUGACCCUUUGCUUCACAGGCCCAUGCUCAGUCCACUGAGCUACACCAGCCAGGGCAAGCCCUUUUAUAUUUAAAUUAUUAGAAAAAAUUAAGUUUUAUUUCAGGAUACCAUUGGAGUUAAUACUGAAUAAAGUAUCUAAAAUGAUAAACACAUGAGGGGAUCCAGAAAACCCUGGAAUGUGUUCAUAGAGAUUGUGAGUGUGUAUUCGUACACGUGUCAGUUUCAGCCGCCUUCCGCGUCCCCACCAUCCGCGUCCCCUCCGUCCAUGCAGCGCCCCUGUCGGGACAGUUUCUCCACUGCGCACAGCCCUGUUCAGACGCGUCCACGUUGACACCUUGUGGUGCUGCUGCCGUUGUGGUUCAUCGCUUCCGCGUCAGCCAAACCUUUCCUUCUGAGGACUCUUUCCUCCAGGAGUCUCGCUGGGGCGAGCUGAGCGAAUGGGGAGGGCGGGCCCCGGGAGUCAUGCCGUUUCUGGUCGAAACUGCCGAACACUCAAGGUGCGCGCGUAAAUCGUCCACCGUGAAGUGGAAGAUCGUGCUGAAAGAAUCUUCAAAAAAAUUCGCUGCGGCCGAACACAACGAUGGCUCAGUGGCGCGGUGAUGCAGACGGGCUCCUGGAGCACCCUGCGGGGGAGGCCUGGGCUGCAAGGGCCCGCCCCCAGAAGAUAACGCCGGGGAUUUGGGGGUGGCCCCUCAUAUAUAGUCCAGGUGCUGUGUAUGUGAAACCACGGUCAUUAGGUUGACUCUUGAAACCUCUGUUCCUGGGAAAAGCCUCCUCCAGAGGUUGUCGUCCUCUUUGGCUUGGGUGUUUUUGUCAGAAGAAAGCCCUCUGGUGUGUGUGUGCACUCGGGGCUCUGGUCAGACAUGCCUGCUGCUUCGGCAACGGCCUUGCUGUGCCUUCUCAGCCCCACCGUGCUUUCUCAGCCCCGCGCAGUCAGAGCUCCCGCUGUGGGCCGUGCUGCGGGCAGAAAUUUCCGCAUUCUCGACGUGCUGAGGACGUCCCAAGUGCCCAAGUUCUCCAGAGUGAACUUGAAGAGCUGACUCACAUUGAUCAGUUUAAAAGGAAUAACAUGCAGAUGGUUUGUGUAAAAUGCACAGUGUUCGAUUUCUGUGUUUAUAUUGUCCUUUUGCUAAAAGAGAGGCCAGCUUGGUGGUGAUUCUGGCACUGGUGACCUUGACAUAGAAUCCUAAUGCAGUUGUUCCCAUUAUUUCU